Peronospora farinosa is the source of this 2136-nucleotide messenger RNA. NCBI's taxonomy places the organism in Eukaryota, Oomycota, Peronosporomycetes, Peronosporales, Peronosporaceae. The record is from the annotation of a GenBank genome assembly.
AUGUCAAACAAGGUAGAGCUGAACAAAUAUGGACGACCCGUAGGAUGGCAUGGGCAAUCCUGGGCGUACUACAAAGGGAUGAUGAAACUGACCUUUGAGGAAAAGGAUGUGCUGGAUUAUGCUACGGGAAACAAGAUUCUCGUAGGUAACGCAAGUGCAAACGAAGUGAAAGCGUUUCGAGAGGCACAAGUAACAAUCAAGCAGCUUAUUCUUGCUUCCCUAUCCAUGGAGUUGGGGCUGCGUGUGAUGACGAAAGCAACUGGAACCGAGAUGUGGAAAUACUUAGAAGACUUUUACGAGGGAAAGACUAAUGCUGCAACGAGAACAAACCAAGAAAUUAUUCUUUACAACAAGUUAAACGCGAUGAAGUGCAAACCUACUUGGGACGUUGCGCAACACGUGGAAAGCGUCAAUUUCCCGCAAAUAAGGAAUGUUCGCAUUGAGUUCUUACCAAACCCACCUCAUGGAUCACACUUGAACCUGUGUGAGAGAGCACACCAAACCCUAAUUCACAUGAUGAAGGCAAUGAUGGCGUCCGCAAAGCUACCAAAAUCGUUUUGGAUGCAUGCGCUUGAGAUGGCUACAAGCCAAACCUACUCAGCAAUCGAGUCAUCACCAAAGUUUGAAUUAGUUGAUGUGGAUUUAGUGGAGACCAAAAUUGAUAUUCCUGUAAUUCGGGAUACACUCGAUCUGAGUAAUCAGAGCCCUAUGUGUGCCAAUACCAGUGAUGAUGCAAUUCAAGAACAUCAUACAAGCAAGCCCUCUAGCUUGGAAAGUGAAACGACCCACGAUACCGAAACAGAUGUUGACAGCCAAUCAGCUGCCGAAAAUUGCGACAAGGUGAGUUGUGACUAUCGGUCAGAGACAUCCGACACUAGUAAUAUCGAGAAUGAGGAUGAAAAUGUACAUGCAGAUACGGAACUACCUACCACCUCCAAGGAUACAGUACAUUCACGCGAGGGUGACACGACGAGUGAGUCCAGCAAUGACCUGAUGGAUACGUGUAUGAUUCCCGAAAUAAUUACUGGAGAACGUAGGAAAGUUUUGGAUGCGGAGCUAGAGGAUGUCCAAGAGAUCAAACGACGGCGCGAUAACAAAGGAAGGCCACAGAAAAUGGUCUUACGCCAGUCAACAGAGCGCCAAUACCCGUCGUGGCUUGAGGAGUACCUCGUGAAUGCUGCACUCCAUGAAAAUAGCGAAAGUCUUACAGCGAACCAUAGAUGGCGAGCAAAUGAGACCAAGAUUCCCAAAAGCUUUACUGAAGCGAUGAAGACGCCGCAAAAAGACGAAUGGUAUCAUGGUAUGGAGAACGAGGUGAACGCCAUGUUUUCUAAGGGAGUACUGGUUCCGAUAGAUGAAGCAGAAGCCCCGGCGAAGGCAAACAAAUUAGGAUUAAUGUGGAGAUUCCAAGUGAAGACUGAUGACCAAGAAUUCAUUACUCGUUUUCGUCCUAGACUUGUAGGAUUAGGAAACCAUCAGCAGCCAGGAAUUGACUACGUGGAAUCAUUUUCGCCUGUCGCACGGAUUGUUACCUUUCGAGUGUUGGUGGCACUAGCCACAAAAUUCGGACUGGUUUUAUAUCAAGGAGAUGUACAAACAGCAUACUUGAAUGCGAAUUUACAGAUCAGGCAAUAUGUCCGAAAUAUACCAGGAUUCCCUCAACCCCCAGGAAUCAUCUAUCGAGUGGACAGAGCGCUCUAUGGCUUGCAUCAGUCAGGAGCCGAAUGGAAUGAAGAGAUUGAUAACUGGUUGGUCACUCAAGAGUUCAAACGUAGUGAGACUGAGCCUUGUCUUUACUUCUACUGCAAACAUGCAAUACUGGCUCUUCUCAUGUUAUACGUCGACGAUGUGGUAUUAGCGACUGAUUCUAAGGCAUAUAAGGCAUCGUUUUUUGAAGCCAUCGACGCGAAAUAUGGUUUUCAAGAUGGAGGAAAGCUGCACUAUUUUUUAGGCAUCAAUGUCGAGCAAGAUGAGACGGACACGUAUAUUCACCAAACGAAAUAUUGCAAGGAAGUCCUCGAGAAAGUUGGCUUUGGCGAAGCACACGGUAGUGCAACUCCUAUGGAGACCAACACUAGAUACAGGAACGAAGUAAUAUAUAUCUUUGAGUGUCAAGAGAUAUAUCUCUAUAUCUAG